AUGGGCCAGCAAUUAGAUGACGAGCUCCGGAUGUACAAGCGAAUGGAGAAAGCCUCGCGAUCUCAUCCCGGCCGUAACGCUGUUCGAUCACUUAUUGACUCGUUUGAUAUCAAUGGCUCCGAAGAAAAGCACAAAUGUUUGGUGCAUCCCCCAUUAUGGGAAAAUUUGUUGACAUUCCUCCACCGCAAUCCUGUACGAAGGCUACCUCCACCGCUUUUAGCAUGUGUGCUACAGCGAUUAUUUUCGGCAUUGGAUUAUCUGCACACUGAAUGUCGUAUCAUACAUACUGAUAUCAAGGCCGAUAAUAUCAUGUUUAGUACUGGUGAUGAUACGAUUUUCAGAGAAUUUGAACAAGAGGAACUCACUACUCCAUCUCCACGGAAAGAGCUAGAUGGAAGGACAAUUUACGUAUCCAGAGAGCUAGGAAUGCCCGAAGCACUGGGGCCACCAGUCCUCUGUGACUUUGGUUCGGCCAUCCCUGGUGACGUUGAACACUCCGAAGAUAUUCAACCCAAUAUCUACCAGGCCCCAGAGGUGAUAUUAGAAGCUCCAUGGACCUAUAGCGUGGAUAUAUGGAACGCGGGAUGCAUGAUCUGGGAUAUUUUUGAAGGCGAAUCGUUAUUUACUGGUCACGACCCAGAAUUCCAAACCUAUCGGGGCCGAGCUCACCUUGCUGAGAUGAUCAGGCUCCUUGGACCUCCGCCGCAUUCACUGCUUGCGCAAGGGAACCUAAGGAAUACAUUCUUUUCCGCCAAAAGUGAAUUAUGUGCUGGAAUACCUCUGCCUGAACGUGUUCAGCUCGAAGAAAGAGAAACUACUUUCGAGGGGCAGGAAAAACUGGCCUUUUUACGUAUGGUACGAAAAAUUUUGCUGUGGCAGAAAGAGAACCGUAGUUCCGCGAGAGAGCUUGAACGUGAUGAAUGGAUUCAGAGUUAUUUUCCAAAGAACUAG
Trichophyton rubrum CBS 118892 is the source of this 951-nucleotide messenger RNA. Its product is annotated as CMGC/SRPK protein kinase. The record is from RefSeq and is a predicted model, not a curated record. Gene Ontology annotation, molecular function: protein kinase activity; ATP binding. Gene Ontology annotation, biological process: protein phosphorylation. Bases 1 to 951 code for a protein of 316 amino acids. Lineage: Eukaryota; Fungi; Ascomycota; Eurotiomycetes; Onygenales; Arthrodermataceae. The transcript is spliced from 4 exons.